Molecule: messenger RNA, 1416 nt
Organism: Solanum verrucosum
Lineage: Eukaryota; Viridiplantae; Streptophyta; Magnoliopsida; Solanales; Solanaceae
Product: V-type proton ATPase subunit C
Exons: 11
Coding region: 81-1211 (376 amino acids)
Biological process (GO): proton transmembrane transport
Cellular component (GO): vacuolar proton-transporting V-type ATPase, V1 domain
Molecular function (GO): proton-transporting ATPase activity, rotational mechanism
Source: RefSeq, a predicted model, not a curated record
AAAAGUUCAACGACUCAUAUUUUUAUCUUCCUGCAUCUAAUCAAAAAAUCAAUCACAGCAAGAAGAACAACUGUGGAAUAAUGGCUUCCAGGUAUUGGGUGGUUUCUCUUCCCGUUCAGCAAAAUUCGUCUACUACUUCUCUCUGGAGUCGCCUUCAAGAAUCCAUAUCCAGGCAUUCAUUCGACACUCCUCUUUAUAGAUUUAACAUCCCCAAUCUCCGUGUCGGUACAUUGGAUUCGCUUUUAGCUCUCAGCGAUGAUCUCGUCAAGUCAAAUAGCUUCAUUGAAGGGGUCUGCUCCAAGACACGACGUCAGAUCGAGGAAUUGGAGAGAGUUUCUGGUGUCCUCAGUAGCUCUCUCACUGUAGAUGGGGUUCCUGUUGACUCAUACCUCACUAGGUUUGCAUGGGAUGAGGCAAAGUAUCCCACAAUGUCACCUCUUAAGGAGAUUGUGGAUGGAAUUCACAGCCAAGUUGCCAAGAUUGAGGAUGACCUUAAGGUUCGUGUUUCUGAGUAUAACAAUGUGCGUAGUCAACUUAAUGCCAUCAACCGAAAGCAAACCGGAAGCUUAGCUGUCCGUGAUCUGUCCAAUUUGGUAAAGCCAACAGAUGUUGUUACCUCAGAACACCUAACAACUCUCCUUGCUGUUGUUUCUAAUUACUCACAGAAAGACUGGUUAUCCAGUUACGAGACCCUGACCACCUAUGUGGUUCCCAGAUCUUCUAAGAUGCUCUAUGAGGACAAUGAAUAUGCUCUUUAUACUGUAACAUUAUUCAACCGUGAUGCCGACAAUUUCAAGAUUAAGGCGCGUGAAAGAGGCUUCCAGAUUCGCGAUUUUGAACAUAAUCCGGAGACUCAAGAAAGCCGGAAACAGGAGCUGGAAAAACUGAUGCAAGAUCAAGAGACAUUCAGAAGCUCUCUGUUGCAGUGGUGCUAUACCAGUUAUGGGGAGGUUUUUAGCUCCUGGAUGCACUUCUGUGCUGUGCGUAUCUUUGCUGAGAGCAUUUUGAGAUACGGGUUGCCUCCAUCAUUUUUGUCUGUUGUUUUGGCACCCUCAAUCAAAAGUGAGAAAAAAGUACGUUCCAUUCUCGAGUCACUCUGCGACAGUUCAAACAGCAAUUUCUGGAAAGCUGAUGAUGAAGGAGGAAUGGCUGGUUUUGGAGGUGACACAGAGGCUCAUCCUUACGUCUCCUUCACAAUAAAUCUUGUUUGAGUUCGAGGAAUGACUUUGUCUGUCCAUUGCAUUGGUUUGAUUCUAGUUGCUAUCAUCAAUAAGGGCAGGUUGCGCACUUGUACAAUAGAGAGGAUUGUCCAAUUAUUAUUUUUUAAUAUUAUAUGUUUAUUGUAAAACAUAUUUAUUUUUAUCACCUUAUCCUGCCUCCUUUAUUGGCCGGGUUGAUUGUAUUCCAACUCUUGCU